UUCAGAAAUGACGGGUCUCUCUCUCACUGAAAGAGAGAGAGAGAGAGAGAGCUAACUGUCCGGAAUAGACUCCGUUUUUAGUAGUACUGUCUAUAACACGUGAAAAUUGGCUAUUUUCGAUAAUAACGUACUUAUUGAACUUUUCGUGACUAAUUAAUAUGUUUGAAAGAAAAUUAAAAGCACUCGGUUACUUGGAAUGGGACAAAGUUAACGGGAACAAUAAUCAGCACUUCAGAAAAGUAAUUGUAUGGUUGGAAGAUCAGAAAAUACGUCAUUACACAAUAGAUGAUCGCAUGCAGUUAAGGGAUAUUACUUCUCCGGAAUGGCCGAAGGUGUUUGAGAAAUAUUGUAACGAAGUCAAAUGUCCCAUAACUAAAAACACAACUGAUCAGUUGGAAUGGUUUAUAGGAUAUGCUGUUUGGUUAGAGUUUGGAGAUGAUUGCCAAAAGUACAAGGGAAUCAUAGGAAGCAAGGCUAAAGUGAUUAAUAAGGGAGCCAAUGUACCUAAUGUCAAGUCCGUAAAUCCCCUAGAUAAUUUAGAUUUUGAUAGUAAUGCUUUUAAGAUCGGAGUUAGUUCGAUAGCAAAAUUAUUAAGAGUACCACAACAUUCUGACCAUCUUGUGACGUUACAAGCAUGUAGCAAACUUGUGUGUAAUAAAUUGAAUGUGGAGACAGUUAAGCAACGACCCAACACCAUGACUGCUAAGGGUAAAUCUCUGACAGCAAUGACUAUAGGGCCUGGCUUUAAUAUGGGUGACAUAAUGUUAGACAACGCUGCCAGAGGUCUUUCCUUGUUGUACAUUCAAGAUCUCAGAAACCUCCAGACAAAGAUUAAUGAGACGAUUGUCGCUGUGCAAAAUAUAACAGCUAAUCCGAAGACUGACACCAAGUUGGGAAAAGUCGGUAAAUAAACGGCUGGUCCUGUAUGGUUUAUUCUGAAAAGGCAUAUACUCGAUAUUUUCGAACGAGCAGUGUAGAUUGUACUAGGAAAUCAGGAAAAUAUUCCGGAUCGUAUAUAUAUGUCGUUAACUUAUCGGAAUUCGUUUGUAUAUUGUUAAACGGGGGAUAUCCGUCGGAAUUGUAAUGUGAGCAUUAUUAAUUUAUUUCCAUAUUCUGUUAGUACGUUAUGUCUGAAUAUAUCGAUUUUGCAAAGGAAUAUAGUGUAAAGUUUGUUUCCCAUUCUACAGAAUCGAUAUUUCUCACGUGUUAUCUAAGCACAUCACGUCUCAUCAUUGUAACAAAGAAUACUCAGCUCGUGCAAAAAUAAAUCAAAGUUAUCCUUAUGUAUUAACUUAUGUAUGUUUCAUAGAAAAAGUAGAACAUUAGAGUAAUAAAUCGCAUUAUAUCAGA
Molecule: messenger RNA, 1350 nt
Organism: Dinoponera quadriceps
Lineage: Eukaryota; Metazoa; Arthropoda; Insecta; Hymenoptera; Formicidae
Product: UPF0568 protein C14orf166 homolog
Exons: 4
Coding region: 159-911 (250 amino acids)
Biological process (GO): tRNA splicing, via endonucleolytic cleavage and ligation
Cellular component (GO): tRNA-splicing ligase complex
Molecular function (GO): RNA binding
Source: RefSeq, a predicted model, not a curated record